Molecule: messenger RNA, 919 nt
Organism: Lotus japonicus
Lineage: Eukaryota; Viridiplantae; Streptophyta; Magnoliopsida; Fabales; Fabaceae
Product: miraculin-like
Exons: 1
Coding region: 77-814 (245 amino acids)
Molecular function (GO): endopeptidase inhibitor activity
Source: RefSeq, a predicted model, not a curated record
UUAUUUUUUAUAAAGCUCCCAGAUCAUAUUAAGAAGUUUGACUGCGCGUCAUGGCUAAUUGUAUGUGUUGAAAUCCAUGACCACCAUGACUAUAGAACACUGCAAACAAGUCCAUAGAUUAACACCACCCUUGCCUAUAAAACUUCAUGCUCUUCUGCUAUUCAAUUCACAGAAACAAAAAUUACUUAUAAUUCAUCAUACCAAAGCAAUGAAGAUCACAUUUUUUGCAUGUGUCCUUCUCUUUGCCUUGAUCUCACAACAACCGCUGCUUCAAUCAGCUGAAGCUUUACCUGAACAAGUGGUUGACACAUCCGGGAAGAAGCUUCGACCCGGCAGCAAUUACUACAUCAUCCCGGCAUCUUCUCGUAUUGGAGGCCUUGGCCUUACUAGCACAAGCAAAGAAUAUUGCCCGCUCGAUGUUGUGGCUGUGCGUGGUUUCCGAGGCCUACCUUUGGUGUUUAAACCUCUCGACACAAAGAAAGGUGUUGUUCGUGUCAAUAGCGAUCUCAAUAUCUAUUUCGCUACAGAAACAAGUUGUCCACAAUCCACAGUGUUGAGUGUGGACCACUAUGAUCCUCCAAGUCAGCUGUGGUUUGUAACCACCGGUGGUGUUUUGGGGAAUCCGAGCUCGGAUACCCUGUCCUAUUGGUUCAAGAUUGAGAAGUAUGAGGAAGCUUAUAAACUUGUUUUCUGCCCAAGUGUGUGCCCCAACUGCAGUUAUCAAUGCAGGGACAUAGGGAUACAUGAGGAUCAAUAUGGCAAGCGUCUUGCUCUCAAUGAUGUGCCGUACAAAAUUCGUUUUGAGAAGGCUUGAAGCUCCAACUAAUAUAAUGUCUAUUUCUUUAUGAAUAAGUGUAAUUCACAGGUUUUUAAACAAGGUUGCUUGAAGUUAUACGUACUUCAUAUGUGGUUGCUUGAA